AUGGAUAAUGUUGAUAGGGAUUUAAUACAAGAUAUUGGAGAAAAAGUAUCAAAAUCAUUAAAAUUACCAACAACAAAUCAAACACUUGCAUUAAGAAUUUUUAAUGAAGUUAUUAGAUCCAAUAAUAAAGAACAAUUUAUAAAAUCAUGUGCUCAAUAUGGUAUUAAACCUGAUGAUUAUAUAAUUGAUGAUAUUUAUGAUAAAGUUAAAAAAUCAACAAAUAAAAAUGAAAGUAAUAAUAGUAGUAGUGGUGAAAGAACUUCAUUAUCUUUUACAAAAGAUACGUCAACAACAACUCAAUCAAAUCAACCAUUAGCAGAAACUAUGAAAGGCGGUUUAAUUACAAGAAAAAAUUCAACAAAUAAUGAUGAACAAUUUAAAAUACCACAAGUGAAAAAAUCAGUUUUAGGUUUAGAUAUUUUAGCAAAAGAAAAAAGAGAAGAACAAGAAGAGAAAAGAAGAAAAGAAUUAUUAGAUAGAUUUAAUAAUGAUGACGAUAGUAAUAAUGAUAAUUAUAAUGAUAAUGAUGAAUCUUCAUUCAAAAAACCUGAAAAACAUUAUAGACAGAUAAAAUCAACACCAAUUCGUUCAAAUGAUUAUGAAAGAAAUUCUUCUUCUUCUUCUUCAUCAUCAUAUGAUAGACGAGAUGAUAGGAGCAGUAAUAGAGAUGAUUAUAGAAGAGAUGAUAGAAGUAGUAAUAGAGAUGAUUAUAGAAGAGAUGAUAGAAGUGGUAGUAGUAAUAGGAGAGAUGAUUAUAGAAGGGAUGAUAAAAGUAGUAGUAGUAGUAGUAAUAGGGAUGAUUAUAGAAGGGAUGAUAGAAGUAGCAAUAGAGAAGAUUAUAAAAGAGAUGACAGAAGUUCAUCAUAUAGGAGAGGUGAGGAUUUUAAUAAAAACUCUGAAACUCCACAAAGAAGAUAUAAUGAUCAAACACCAUCAAGAGAUUCAAAUAGAGAUCCAUCAUAUAAAAGGGACGAUAGAAGUAUAAAUAGAAAUGAUUAUAGAAAAGGUGAUAUCGAUAGAGGUGGUGGUGAUAAUAGACCUUUUGAUACACCUCAAAGAAAUAGAGAUAAUGAUCAAACACCAAGUAGAUAUAAUCAACAACAAAAACAACAACAACAAAAUAAUAGAAAUAAUAAUAACAGACCAUAUGACACUCCACAAAGAACACCAUCUCAUAAUUAUAAUUCAUGGUCAGGUAGAAAUAAUCAAAAUAAUCAAAAUAAUAAUAAUAAUAAUAAAAAACCACAUUUAAAAGAAGAAGAAUAUGAAGAAGAAGAAUUUGAUAGAGGAUAUUAUGAUGCAGAUGAAGGUGAAGGUGGUGUUUUUGAUAGUAGUAAUGCUGAUAGUGUAUUUUUAGGUGAUGAAAAGAAAUUUAAAAAGAUGGAAGAAGAAUUCACAAGAUCACAAAAGAAAAAAGUAACAGCAAAACAAAAUCAAAUGAAUGAGGAUAAUUCAAGAUGGGAAACCAAUAGAUUAAUGCAAAGUGGUGUAAUAUUACAAAAUGAAAUCGAUUUGGAUCAUUUACAAGAAGAUGAUGAGAAUAGAGUUAAUCUUUUAGUUCAUAAUACAAUUCCACCUUUUUUAGAUGGUCAUCAAGUGUUAACCAAACAGCAACGUGCCGUUCAAACCGUUAAAGAUCCAACUUCUGAUAUGGCUGUUAUUUCAAGAAAAGGUAGUGCAUUAAUGAAAGAGUUUAGAGAGAAACGUGACCGAAUAAAAAGUCAAAAGAAAGUUUGGGAGUUGGGUGGUACGGCAAUUGGUAAAAUUAUGGGUAUAAAGAGUGAGGAUGAAAAAGAAAAAGAACAGCAAUUAGCCAAUGGCGGUGGUGGUGGUGAGCAAAUUGAUAAAGAAACCGGUGAAGUUUUAAAUUAUAAAGCACAAUCACAAUUUGCAUCCCAUUUAACACCAAAUAAACCAACUGAAGGGUCAAGUGAAUUCUCAAAAACCAAAACAAUAAAAGAACAACGUGAAUUUUUACCAAUAUUUGGUUGUAGAAAUGAUUUAAUGAAGAUCAUUAGAGAGAAUAAUGUAAUCAUUAUAGUUGGUGAGACUGGUUCAGGUAAAACCACUCAAUUGGUUCAAUAUCUAUAUGAAGAUGGCUAUUCAAAAUUUGGAAAAAUUGGAUGUACCCAACCAAGAAGGGUUGCUGCAGUUAGUGUGGCAAAGCGUGUAAGUGAAGAGAUGUCUGUUACUUUAGGUAAUGAAGUUGGUUAUUCAAUUCGUUUUGAAGAUUGUACAUCCAAUGAAACUGCAAUUAAAUAUAUGACUGAUGGUAUUUUAUUAAGAGAGUCAUUUAAUGACCCAAACUUGGAUAAAUACUCUGCAAUCAUUAUGGAUGAAGCACAUGAACGUUCAUUAAAUACUGAUGUGUUAUUUGGUAUUUUAAAAAAGGUAAUGUCAAGAAGAUAUGAUAUGAAAUUAAUUGUAACAUCUGCAACAAUGGAUAGUAAAAAGUUUUCAAUGUUUUUCGGUGAUGUACCCGUAUUCACUAUACCAGGUAGAACUUUUCCAGUCGAUGUACUUUGGAGUAAAACCCCAUGUGAAGAUUAUGUUGAUUCAGCAGUUAAACAAAUUCUAUCAAUACAUGUGACUCAGGGUGUUGGUGAUAUACUGGUGUUUAUGACUGGUCAAGAAGAUAUUGAAACCACUUGUGCAACCGUUGAAGAAAGAAUUAAACAAUUGGGACCACAAGCACCACCAUUAACAUUGUUACCAAUUUACUCUCAAUUACCAUCAGAUAUGCAAGCUAAAAUCUUUGAAAAAGCAGAUAAUGGCUCUAGGAAAUGUAUUAUCGCCACAAAUAUUGCAGAGACUUCAUUGACUGUCGAUGGUAUUCUCUAUGUUAUCGAUACUGGUUAUUGUAAAUUAAAAGUUUACAAUCCAAGAGUUGGUAUGGAUUCAUUACAAGUCACACCCAUCAGUAAGGCAAAUGCAAAUCAACGUUCAGGUAGAGCUGGUCGUACUGGUCCUGGUAGAUGUUAUAGAUUAUACACUGAAUCCGCUUUUAAAUAUGAAUUGAUGGAUAAUAAUAUACCAGAAAUUCAACGUACAAAUCUUGGUAAUGUAGUAUUGAAUCUUAAAUCAAUGGGUGUAAAGAAUUUAUUGGAUUUUGAUUUUAUGGAUCCACCACCACAAGAUAAUAUUUUGAAUUCAAUGUAUCAACUUUGGGUAUUGGGAGCAUUGGAUGAUCAAGGUCAAAUCACACCAUUGGGUAAGAGAAUGUCGGAAUUUCCAUUGGAUCCACCACUAUCGAAAAUGGUUAUAGUUGCAGAGCAAUUGGGGUGUGGUCAAGAUAUAGUUACAAUCGUUAGUAUGUUAUCAAUGCCAUCAGUUUUCUAUAGACCUAAAGGUGCUGAAGAAGAGAGUGAUGCCUCAAGAGAGAAAUUCUUUGUUCCAGAAUCCGAUCAUCUAACAUUGUUACAUGUUUAUCAACAAUGGAAAAUCAACAACUAUAGCUCACAAUGGUGUGCUGAACAUUAUAUUCACAUUAAAGCAAUGAGAAAAGUUAGAGAGGUUCGUGGUCAACUCUUGGAUAUUAUGGUACAACAUGAUAUGAAGGUUGAAUCAUGUGGUUCAAAUUGGGAUAUCAUUAGAAAGGCUAUCACUUCUUCUUACUUUCAUCAUUCUGCAAAGAUUAAAGGUAUUGGUGAAUAUGUAAACAUGAGAAAUGGUAUGCCAUGUUUCCUUCAUCCAACAAGUGCACUCUAUGGUCUUGGUUAUGCUCCCGACUAUAUUGUCUACCAUGAAUUAGUUAUGACCUCAAAAGAAUAUAUGCAAAUUGUAACCGCUGUUGACCCAAAUUGGUUAGCUGAAAUGGGUCCAAUGUUUUUCUCAAUCAAAAAAUCAUUAAAAGAUAAAAAAAGAAAAUUAGAUCCAAUUAAAGAUAAAAUUAAUGAUAAUAUCAAUAAUAAUAAUAAUAACAAUAAUAUUGAUAAUAGUAAUAUUAUUAAUGCUAAAGAAAAAGGUACUAUAAAAGUAAAUCAAACUUCUACCACCACUACAACUACUACUAAUACUACAACUAAUAUAAAUAAUAAUAUUAAUUUUGAUAAUAAAAAAUCUUCAUUAAUCACAAAUUCUACACCCAGUACCAAUAAUAGUAAUAAUAAUAACAGUAGUGGUAACAAAUCAAAUACCAAAAAAAUCAAAAGAUUUGGAUUGUAG
This is a messenger RNA of Dictyostelium discoideum AX4, 4164 nucleotides long. It is a transcript of the gene helD, whose product is annotated as DEAD/DEAH box helicase. Gene Ontology annotation, cellular component: nucleus. Lineage: Eukaryota; Evosea; Eumycetozoa; Dictyosteliales; Dictyosteliaceae. The record is from RefSeq and is a predicted model, not a curated record. The transcript has 2 exons. Bases 1 to 4164 code for a protein of 1387 amino acids. Gene Ontology annotation, molecular function: hydrolase activity; nucleotide binding; nucleic acid binding. Gene Ontology annotation, biological process: mRNA splicing, via spliceosome.